GACUGCAUUCACUGAAACCAAAGCAACAGUCCGAGCAGCUUUCAGAAUGACAGUCUGCAGAAGUGAGCUGAGCGUGUGCGCGGUACGGGGCUCUCCUGCCUUCUGGGCUCCAACGCAGCUCUGUGGCUGAACUGGGUGCUCACCACGGGAACUGCUGGGCGAUGGAAUACAGAUGUGGCAGCUCAGGUAGCCCCACAUUGCCUGGAGGAAUAUAUCAUGUUUUUUGAUAAGAAGAAAUUGUAGGAGCCAGUUUUUUUUUUUUAACCGCCCCCCGCCACCCCCAAAAAACUGUAAAGAUGCAAAAACGUAAUAUCCAUGAAGAUCCUAUUACCUAGGAAGAUUUUGAUGUUUUGCUGUGAAUGCGGUGUUGGGAUUUAUUUGUUCUUGGAGUGUUCUGCGUGGCUGGCAAAGAAUAAUGUUCCAAAAUCGGUCCAUCUCCCAAGGGGUCCAAUUUUUCUUCCUGGGUGUCAGCGAGCCCUGACUCACUACAGUGCAGCUGACAGGGGCUGUCAUGCAAGUGGCCCCUAAGCCAAAGCAAAAGACCUAAGGACGACCUUUGAACAAUACAAAGGAUGGGUUUCAAUGUAAUUAGGCUACUGAGCGGAUCAGCGGUAGCUCUGGUUAUAGCCCCCACUGUCUUACUGACAAUGCUUUCUUCUGCCGAACGAGGAUGCCCUAAGGGCUGUAGGUGUGAAGGCAAAAUGGUAUAUUGUGAAUCUCAGAAAUUACAGGAGAUACCCUCAAGUAUAUCUGCUGGUUGCUUAGGUUUGUCCCUUCGCUAUAACAGCCUUCAAAAACUUAAGUAUAAUCAAUUUAAAGGGCUCAACCAGCUCACCUGGCUAUACCUUGACCAUAACCAUAUCAGCAAUAUUGACGAAAAUGCUUUUAAUGGAAUACGCAGACUCAAAGAGCUGAUUCUUAGUUCCAAUAGAAUCUCCUAUUUUCUUAACAAUACCUUCAGACCGGUGACAAAUUUACGGAACUUGGAUCUGUCCUAUAAUCAGCUGCAUUCUCUGGGAUCUGAACAGUUUCGGGGCUUGCGGAAGCUGCUGAGUUUACAUUUACGGUCUAACUCCCUGAGAACCAUCCCUGUGCGAAUAUUCCAAGACUGCCGCAACCUGGAACUUUUGGACCUGGGAUAUAACCGGAUCCGAAGUUUAGCCAGGAAUGUCUUUGCUGGCAUGAUCAGACUCAAAGAACUUCACCUGGAGCACAAUCAAUUUUCCAAGCUCAACCUGGCCCUUUUUCCAAGGUUGGUGAGCCUUCAGAACCUUUACUUGCAGUGGAAUAAAAUCAGUGUCAUAGGACAGACCAUGUCCUGGACCUGGAGCUCAUUACAAAGGCUUGAUUUAUCAGGCAAUGAGAUCGAAGCUUUCAGUGGACCCAGUGUUUUCCAAUGUGUCCCGAAUCUGCAGCGCCUCAACCUGGAUUCCAACAAGCUCACAUUUAUUGGUCAAGAGAUUUUGGAUUCUUGGAUAUCCCUCAAUGACAUCAGUCUUGCUGGGAAUAUAUGGGAAUGCAGCCGAAAUAUUUGCUCCCUUGUAAACUGGCUGAAAAGUUUCAAAGGUCUAAGGGAGAAUACAAUUAUCUGUGCCAGUCCCAAAGAGCUGCAAGGAGUAAACGUGAUCGAUGCAGUGAAGAAUUACAGCAUCUGUGGCAAAAGUACUACAGAGAGGUUUGAUCUGGCCAGGGCUCUCCCAAAGCCAACGUUUAAGCCUAAGCUCCCCAGGCCGAAGCAUGAGAGCAAACCCCCUGUGCCCCCGACGGUGGGAGCCACAGAGCCCGGCCCAGAGACCGACGCUGACGCCGAGCACAUCUCUUUCCAUAAAAUCAUCGCGGGGAGCGUGGCGCUCUUCCUGUCCGUGCUUGUCAUCCUGCUGGUUAUCUACGUGUCAUGGAAGCGGUACCCUGCCAGCAUGAAGCAGCUGCAGCAGCGCUCCCUCAUGCGAAGGCACAGGAAAAAGAAAAGACAGUCCCUAAAGCAGAUGAAUCCCAGCACCCAGGAAUUUUACGUAGAUUACAAACCCACCAACACGGAGACCAGCGAGAUGCUGCUGAAUGGGACGGGACCCUGCACCUAUAGCAAAUCAGGCUCCAGGGAGUGUGAGAUACCUUUAUCAAUGAAUGUGUCAACCUUUCUGGCAUACGACCAGCCCACAAUAAGUUACUGUGGGGUGCAUCAUGAACUGCUCUCCCAUAAGUCCUUUGAAACGAAUGCACAGGAAGAUACGAUGGAAACACACCUAGAGACUGAGCUGGACCUGAGCACAAUCACAACAGCUGGCCGAAUCAGUGACCAUAAACAGCAGCUAGCUUAACUGAGAUCACUGGUAGCCAAGGGUUGCUACCAAACUUCGUAACCUCAAGGACAAAAUGAGGGAGAUGUGUUCAUUGCGGACUCUAAAAACAAAACAAAACACAAAAUCCACUGUUCAAAGAAACAAAAAAUCCAAGAUUGAUUCAUGAAAUAAAGAAGACAUGAAUUGUUUUAGUCUACACUUUGUAAUUAGCUAAGUUGUGCAGUAUUUUUUGACUUAAACAGAGUAUGACCCUGAAAAAUAAAAGAAUCUUUUUUUCAAAACUCAUCCUACCUACCUGUAAAAACUGUACAAAGCUAAUGUAUUUUUCAUAUUGUAAAGUUUCAAUGAUAGAAACAACUGGUAUGUACAGUACCAUAAUUUAAUUACAUUUUACUUUAAAACCUUUACAUAUUUCAGUUCUAAAAUUUUAACUUAACAAUUAUUUCUUGUGUUAUUCAGAGUUACUCAGUUUUGUAGGGACUGUUUUGUUACUGCUUUUGUGCCCAGAAACCUUGACUCUAAAAUUCUGUGCUGUGCGAAACAUGCACGAUUUUUAUUAUGCUUACUUGCAUAGAAUUUUAUCUACUUGUUCCAGAAAUAAUACAUUAACCAAAAAAGAUUUAAUUGUUCAGACUUGUAAGAAGUUCUUCAAUUACAUAGACAGGUUUUUCUUAAAAAUGAAAAAAAGAAAUCAAAGAUUUUUUAACAGUUCUCAGACUUAACUGUUGCCUUGAAUUACAGCCUAGUUUCUAAGCAGUGAAAUGUAAUGAUAAAGAGGGAUAUUUUAACAACAUAUUUCUGAAUGAAUGACUCAUUAUUUCAUUCUUUUGAGUAACCAUUGUUAAGGGUUGGGGGGAAGAAUGGAUGAAACAUCACUGGAAACAAAGGCCGUAACCACAGCAACAGACUUUGUGAUACAGUUAAAACAUGCAGCUGCCAGUGACAAAAACUUUUGUUACAUCUCAUUAUUUUCAGGCCAGGGUGGGAGUUGAGUGACCACCAGUCAGUGAAAAAUGUGCCUGGUUCUUAAGACAACUUUUCAUUUAGAACUGUGAGACCAUAUUUUAGAAACAUUUCAAAGGAAACAUGAAUUUUUUUUACAUUGUGCAUUAUAUCAUUUCUCUCCUGAGGAAGAAUUUUAAACAUGUUCAGCUCAUUCAAUAUAGAUAUGAGCCGUGAUGGAGGACUUUAUCACUGAAGUAAAUUGUAAAAUCCUUAAUGUGUUAUAAAUUGUUUAUGUUGCUAUCCAUAAUGGGAUUCACCUCCAAAUUAUCAAAGAAAUAACUCAGAGUUAUUUGACACCAGCCCAGAUCAUAUAUUGAUUAUACAACUGUAUUAUAAAGUUAAUUCAAAUCACAUUAAGAAAACCUGAGUUUUCAGAAGCUGAAAUAAUCAACUUGUUUGUGUUGUUUGCUUGACAUAGGUUAUUGUUUGAAAAUAUUGUUACUUUAUCAAUAGUAAUCACACAUUCUUGUUUCUUUUUAAUGGAAAACUGCAAGUUUCAAUUACUGUUGCACUAGAAGCGCUUUUUAUGUUGUCAUUUUAUAUUCAUGCCACCAUAAUUAGAUUGAAAAUACAUCAAUCGAACAGGAGUCAAUCAAAACAAUGAAGAAAAUAACUGAAAACAAUGUCAAACGUUUAAAUUUUUCUCUCUUCCAAAGAAAUUAUAUCUAUAAAAGUCUAGUUUUAUGCAGGGUUGUCAGAGCAAAUUUAAAAGCAAUUUCAAGAAGAAUGAACUUAAAAACUGUGGAGCAAAUUUUUGUUGAAAAUAUAUAAAGUCAGAGAGAGAAACAGAUGUAAAUGUUGGAAGAAGUAAAAUCUAUUACUAAUUCAAAUGAAACUAAAUGUCAAACACAGUACUUGUGUCAACUAUUUAGCAUCCCAGAUUUUGUAACAUAUUUUGCAUAAAUUAUUUGCUAUUCAAA
Molecule: messenger RNA, 4225 nt
Organism: Saimiri boliviensis boliviensis (Bolivian squirrel monkey)
Lineage: Eukaryota; Metazoa; Chordata; Mammalia; Primates; Cebidae
Gene: LRRTM3
Product: leucine rich repeat transmembrane neuronal 3
Cellular component (GO): plasma membrane
Molecular function (GO): protein binding
Source: RefSeq, a predicted model, not a curated record